AUGUUACCUGCUGUCGCCCUUUUGUCACGAUGACUUGUUUGCAAGUGCGUCACUAUGGAAACAGUUUAGUAGCAAAUACAGGAAAGAGAAGGAACCGGAAGUAUGCCAUGUAAACCAACCAACUAGUUUUCUGCUUGUUCGUAAUAGUUCAGUGGGCAACUCUUACAACAAAAGUACAUUUCCGAGUCGACAUUUUCAAAAUGGGAACUACAGCAAGUCAACUUGGCAAGGACAUGCUCUCAGAAUAUCAAGAGCUGACAUUCUUGACAAAACAAGAAAUUCUUCUUGCGCACAAGAGAUUCACUGAACUGCUAACAAAGGAUGAGAAAGACCGUCCAAAUGUCAGAAUACCCACGGAGAGGAUUCUCACUCUGCCUGAGCUCAAGUCCAACCCUUUCAGGAAAAGAAUAUGCCAUGUAUUCUCAACCUCUGAGCAGAAAGAUGGAAGCCUCACAUUUGAGGAUUUUCUGUAUCUCUUGAGUGCCUUCAGCGACUCUGCUACUCUGGAAAUCAAAUCCCACUAUGCUUUCCGUAUAUUUGACUUUGACGAUGAUGGAACUCUUGAUUGUGGUGAUCUGGAGAAGCUGGUAAACUGCCUGACCGGUGAGACGGAUGAGACCAGACUAACCACCGAAGAAAUGAGACAGCUCAUCAACAAUAUUCUCGAAGAGUCAGACAUCGACAAGGAUGGAACCGUGAACCUCUCAGAGUUUCAACAUGUCAUUUCAAGGUCACCAGAUUUUGUCAGCUCUUUCAAGAUUGUGCUGUGAAGACCUACCAGGCUGUGCAGAAACCAUCACCCUUUAACCGUCUUAUGUUUAAUUUUCAGUCACUAAUUUUAAAUAUUUGCCUUAAAUUAUAUCGACCUGUGGAUUUUACUGCCUUAACUAUUUUAUGCAUUGUUUGUGAAAUAUAAAACCUGUGAUUUUUUUUAAAAUUUCUAUUAAGAAAAUUAAAAAACAUUU
Etheostoma cragini (Arkansas darter) is the source of this 965-nucleotide messenger RNA. Its product is annotated as calcium and integrin-binding protein 1-like. NCBI's taxonomy places the organism in Eukaryota, Metazoa, Chordata, Actinopteri, Perciformes, Percidae. Gene Ontology annotation, molecular function: calcium ion binding. The record is from RefSeq and is a predicted model, not a curated record. The transcript has 7 exons. The coding region runs from base 201 to 770 and encodes 189 amino acids.